AUGAAGUUCGCCGCCGCCGUCGUUCUGCUGCUGGCCCUGGCGUCCGUUGCUAGCGCCCGGUCCCUUGGGACCGUCAAGAAGGACCCCAUCUACUGCUCCGGCAGCGACUACGCCAAGGAUGAGUGCCCCGAGCACUACGGAUGCGAGCCCCUGGACAAGAAGGUCUGCAAGCUCGUGAAGGUCUGCGAGACGGACAAAUACGGCAAAGAGAAGUGCACCAACAAGAAACAGUGCUUUGAGUACAAGUGUGUGGAGGAGCCCAAGUACUGCGACCCCUACUACACCGGUGAGGACGAGUGUGUGGAGAAGUACGGCAAGGACCUUGAGUGCAAGAAGCUCGACAAGGAAGCGUGCGUGUACGAGAAAGAGUGCAAGUACGUGGACACCAAGGUGUGCGAGAAGUACGCCUACCGGCAGAAGUGCGUGUAUGUGCCCAGCAAGAUCUGCCUGAAGUACAACCAGGAGCAAAAGUGCGACACCAAGCAGGUGUGCAAGGUCUACAAGCAGGAGAAGGUGUGCAAGGCCAGCCAGGGCAAGUGCACCAGCUACUACAAUGGCAAGUGCACGAAAUACGCGCAGGGUGUCGAGAAGUGCGAGUACGUGGACACGGACGAGUGCAAGGUGUACGAGACCGUGAGGGGCGAGUGCAAGUACGUGAACACCACUUGCAAGGAGUACAAGCAGGUGAAGAAGUGCGAGAAUGUGAAGGCCGGGUGCCUGAAGUACAAGCAGGAGGAGGUGUGCGAGGACGUGAAGGUGUGCUGGAGCGGCAAGUGCGUGGAGGCUCCCAAAAAGGCCUACUCCUUCGGGAAGUAG
Messenger RNA from Ostreobium quekettii, 816 nucleotides. NCBI's taxonomy places the organism in Eukaryota, Viridiplantae, Chlorophyta, Ulvophyceae, Bryopsidales, Ostreobiaceae. The record is from the annotation of a GenBank genome assembly.